Molecule: messenger RNA, 1479 nt
Organism: Helianthus annuus (common sunflower)
Lineage: Eukaryota; Viridiplantae; Streptophyta; Magnoliopsida; Asterales; Asteraceae
Product: 60S ribosomal protein L4
Exons: 2
Coding region: 62-1276 (404 amino acids)
Biological process (GO): translation
Cellular component (GO): ribosome; cytosolic large ribosomal subunit
Molecular function (GO): RNA binding; structural constituent of ribosome
Source: RefSeq, a predicted model, not a curated record
AAACCCUAACCCUCUUUGCCGAAACCCUAACCCCCCUCCCACAUUCUCUCUGCACCCAAAAAUGGCCGCCGCCCGCCCUCUCGUCACCGUCCAGCCACUCGAAUCCGACAUGGCCACCGACGCCACCACCACCCUCCCCCUCCCCUCCGUCAUGAAAUCCUCCAUCCGUCCAGACAUCGUCAACUUCGUCCACUCCAACAUAUCCAAAAACUCCCGCCAACCCUACGCCGUCUCCCGCAAAGCCGGCCACCAGACCUCCGCCGAGUCCUGGGGCACUGGCCGUGCCGUAUCCCGUAUCCCCCGUGUCCCCGGCGGCGGAACUCACCGUGCCGGCCAAGGAGCCUUCGGAAACAUGUGUCGCGGUGGCCGUAUGUUCGCUCCCACGAGGAUCUGGCGCCGCUGGCAUAGAAAGAUUAACGUUAACCAGAAACGAUACGCCGUCGUUUCGGCGAUCGCUGCGUCUGCUGUUCCGUCGCUUGUGAUGGCCCGUGGCCACCGGAUUGAGACGGUGCCGGAGUUACCACUAGUGGUUAGUGAUUCAGCUGAAGGUGUGGAGAAAACGAAUGCUGCAAUUAAGGUUUUGAAACAGAUCGGUGCGUAUUCGGAUGCUGAAAAGGCGAAGGAUUCGGUUGGGAUUAGGCCUGGAAAGGGGAAGAUGAGGAACAGAAGGUAUAUUAACCGAAAAGGACCGUUGAUUGUGUACGGAACUGAGGGUGCUAAGUUAGUGAAAGCGUUUAGGAACAUACCUGGUGUGGAGAUUGCUAAUGUGGAGAGGUUGAAUUUGUUGAAAUUGGCUCCUGGUGGACAUUUAGGUAGGUUUGUGAUUUGGACGAAAUCGGCUUUUGAGAAGUUGGAUUCGAUUUACGGGUCGGUUGAUAAGGUGAGUGAGAAGAAGAAGGGGUAUGUGUUGCCCAGGGCGAAGAUGGAGAAUGCCGAUUUGGCGAGGAUUAUUAAUUCGGAUGAGGUGCAGUCGGUUGUGAAGCCGAUUAAGAAGGAGGUGAAGAGGGCGGCAAUGAAGAAGAAUCCUUUGAAGAAUUUGAAUACUAUGCUGAGGUUGAAUCCGUAUGCCAAGACUGCUAAGAGGAUGGCUGUGCUUGCUGAGGAACAGAGGAAGAAGGCUAAGAAGGAGAAGCUUGACAGCAAGAGGCAGCCCAUUUCUAAGGAGGAGUCUGCUAAAAUUAAGGCAGCUAGCAAGUCAUGGUACAAGACAAUGAUCUCUGACAGUGAUUAUGCUGAGUUUGAUGUUUUCACCAAGUGGCUUGGUGUUUCACAAUAAUUCUUCUACUCCACUCUCGUAUGCUUUGAAGUCGCUGCUGCAUCUGUUUGUUAGGUUUGAGAUAGUAUAAACACUUUAUCUUUUGUUAAUUUGGAUUUUUGUUGUGGGUUUAGUUUGGCAACAAGUUUUGUUGUGAUUCGGCUUCUGUUAUUGGAUUUGAAUCUAUUUUACCAAUUAUCAAUCUUUUGGUUCAUGGACUUCAA